Molecule: messenger RNA, 7285 nt
Organism: Pogoniulus pusillus (Red-fronted tinkerbird)
Lineage: Eukaryota; Metazoa; Chordata; Aves; Piciformes; Lybiidae
Gene: CHST7
Product: carbohydrate sulfotransferase 7
Exons: 1
Coding region: 522-1922 (466 amino acids)
Biological process (GO): N-acetylglucosamine metabolic process; carbohydrate metabolic process
Cellular component (GO): trans-Golgi network; Golgi membrane
Molecular function (GO): chondroitin 6-sulfotransferase activity; N-acetylglucosamine 6-O-sulfotransferase activity
Source: RefSeq, a predicted model, not a curated record
UGUAGCGUGUUCUUUUCUUUGCAGACCUGGCAGACACGAGGACCACACGCUCCCUUCAGGACAGCCUCAUCUGCUCCGUAUCUGUCCUGGCUAACGUAUCUUCUUCGCGGUGCACCCUUUCCUGAGUGGGUUACCCGCGAAGCGCCGAGCCCGCCCCUCCUAUAGCCCUUCCCGAGGGGAGGGAGGGACGAGGAAAGUCGGGUGACGAGCAGCCUGGACCCUCAUGCAACGGCAACGGCAGCGGCACCGGCAGCAGCCACCGCGUCGACACCGAUUGGGGCAGGUGCGGCCGCUUCCGCGUCGCGCCGAGAGGAGGAGACGAAGGAGGCGGUGGUGAGGGCGGGCGGCGGGGCCGGCGGCCCCGAGUCUGGCCGGCGUGCCCGUGGGCGUGCUCUCCGGCGGGGAGGGCCGCCUGCAGCCCACACCCCCAGCCGCCGCUAACUUUGCCUCUUCGUGAAGAGCCGCCCUCUGGCAGCCAGAGGGUCUGCGGAGCCCCGUUGGUCCGGAGCCGCCCCCCCGCGAUGAAGGGACGCCGACGGUGGCGGUGGCGCGGGGAACACCGCCGCUUCGCCGCGGUGCUGGUACUCUACACGCUGCUGCUGCUCUUGAUAGUGCCCUACGCGCUGGACUACGGAGCCCGGCGGAGCCGGGCGGACGAAGAGCCGCUGCUGCGGCGCUGCCCUAGCCUGGAGGAGGCGCUGAGCGAGUGGGGCUGGGAGCAGCAGCAGUCGCCACUGGACGACGAGCAGGAGGGCGAAGAUAGCACGGCCGGGGCAGCGGGUAACGGCAGCGCGGUGGAGAAACGGCACAUCUACCUGCACGCUACCUGGCGCACGGGCUCCUCCUUCCUGGGGGAACUCUUCAACCAGCAUCCCGACGUGUUCUACCUCUAUGAGCCCAUGUGGCACCUGUGGCAAGCCCUCUACCCGGGGGACGCGCUAAGCCUGCAAGGCGCCCUCCGCGACAUGCUGCGCGCCCUCUUCCGAUGCGACUUCUCCGUCCUGCGCCUCUACGCCGCCCCGCCCGGCCCCCGCGACCCGCUGGCCCCCGCCCCGCCUGCCGCCCCCAACCUCACCACGGCCGGCAUCUUCGGCUGGCGGACCAACAAGGUGAUCUGCUCGCCGCCUCUCUGCCCCGCCGCCUCACGGCCCCGCCAGGAGAUCGGCCUCGUCGACGGCGCCGCCUGCGAGGAGACGUGCCCGCCGCGGGCGCUGCGGGAGCUAGAAGCCGAGUGCCGCAAGUACCCUGUGGUGGUCAUCAAGGACGUGCGGCUGCUGGAGCUGGGCGCGCUGCUGCCACUGCUGCGGGAGCCCGGCCUCAACCUGCGGGUGGUGCAGCUCUUCCGCGACCCCCGCGCCGUCCACAACUCCCGCUUGAAGGCCCGGCAGGCGCUGCUGCGGGAGAGCAUCCAGGUUCUGCGGAGCCGCCACCGCGCCGAGCCGCGGGGACCAAGCCGCCAGCAGCAGCAGCUCCUGCUGCCACCCGGCCUGCUGGGCGGCGGGCGGGCGCCGCAGCCGCAGCACCGCGCCGAGUUCUUCCUCGGCGGUGCCCUGGAGGUGAUCUGCCAGGCCUGGCUCCGUGACCUGCUCCUGGCCCGCCGCGCCCCGGCCUGGCUCAGCCGCCGCUACACGCAGCUCCGCUACGAGGACCUGGUGCGGGAGCCCCGCGCCCAGCUGCGCCGCCUGCUGCGCUUCGCCGGGCUGCCCGUGCCGCCCGCCCUGGAGUCCUUCGUGCACAACAUGACCCGCGGCGCCGCCUACUCCUCCGAUCGGCCCUUUCUCAUCUCCGCCCGCGACGCGCGGGAGGCCAUCCACGCCUGGCGGGAGCGUCUUAGCCGGCAGCAGGUGCGGCAGGUGGAGGCCGCCUGCGGCGAGGCCAUGAGCCUUCUCUCCUACCCUCUCAGUGGCGGCGACGCUCGGUAGCGUCCCCGCCCCGGCCGCGGGGAAAGCCCGCCGCCGGGUGAGCGCUAGACCGGCUGCAGGCGGCACGGGAGUCCGCCUGGGACGAGCCCGGGGGCGGCUGCGGGGUGGCGGCCUGCCCUAGCGGGCGGAUGGGCGCCGUCGGGCAGAGGAGCGCUGGGAGUCACCGAUGGCGUAGGGGCGCCCUACCGUUCACCUUACGGGCCGGGUAAGCCGCCGAGGGCAGCCCUGGCACAAACAAACAUGCCGUGCCUCAAGUACAGGGUGCAGACCCGCCUCGGCUUUGAUGGGGCUGUGUUUCCUUCGGGGACCGCAGCCAUCCUGUGCCAGGGUGCGUGCAGAGGGCACAGGGGGAUUUUAUUAAAGCUUUGGUGAGAGGUGUCUUCUGGGCACGUCAUCAGUUUCAGAGCCCUUCUCAUGAGAAACAGUGACCACAUGCAAAACUGGAGUGUUCUUUAAAACAAACAAAAAAACCCCAAACACAAAACUCCAUCGAAACGUAAAAAUCCCCCAGAUGAUGCCUCAGAGCUGGGAACUGGAGGGCUUGAAGGGUGUGGCUGUGAGAGCAUCACCGUUACUGAGUACUGAGCACUGAAAUGCGCCCACUUCUGUCCUACCACUACUGAAACUCUUUCGAGGAGCUUCUGUGAAGGUUGCUUGCAGAGGUCAGUGAAGGCCUGGCGGUCAGGAAGGUGCUUGCCACAGGUGAUGUCUCGGCUGUCCUGCACCCAGUGGAGUGGCUCAGCCCCUUACAGGUUGCUGGUGCUCUUGGGAGGGAAUCACUGGCCAAGGGAAGGGAAAUCAUGUCCAAUUCUGUCCAUUGUUUGGAGCAUCAAGGUCUGCAGUUGUGCAGAGUUACGGGUAAGCAUUCUUUUGCUUACAUGCUUCAAGAUGCUUGCGGCAGAAAUCUUUGAUUUUCUAAUGAAAUAGGUAAUUAUUUUAAAAGUAGGAUACUUUUUCCUCCCUUAAUAUAGUGAUAGAUGGUGAUACUCCUGUGAGAUACAGGUGACUAACACGUUUCUUGGGAACAUGUGUAGGGGUGGCUGUAAGUGGAUGGCAAACACUUGGUACUUCCAUUUUGUUUUCUUAGCCAGAUGAGAGAAUCACUUUUCUUCCCUGGCUUCCGGGCUGACACAUUGUACUGUGCAUAGGGUCCUCCUGGUCACAUCCCCUCCAAACAAUAACAUCCUCUCAGCUGGCAACUCCUGGAUGAAAGCAAAUGUUUCCUAAUGAGGCUAAGACACAUUAUGUGCGAAGUUCCCAAAUAGAAGCUUGUAUUAAAAACAAAAACAAAAGCAACUAAAAUUAUGUUUCAUUUUGGACUUAAAACUGCCAUUUUCCUGUAAUGUGUAUGGGAAGGGUGUGCAUGUGUUUGUGUGUAUGUGCUGGGUCCUUUUUUCCUUGUUUCUUAAUUUGGAGAUAGAAAGUACAGUUGCAAUUUAGGAAUGCAGUGUCCUAACUUAGAGACUGCUUCUGACUCCGUUACUGACUGGCACCAUUUGAACAGCCCCACAGGAGCAUACAGGUUUAUAGGGAUAUUUAUUUGUGGUCCUCAAAUACAACGGAGAACAUAAACUUUGAACAGAGGAUAACUCAAGUUCAAGAAGAAAGCAACAUUCAUGUAAUGUGCUGCAAAUAAAUGCAGUUCAAAGACACUGCAUUACCAUGGAGGAAACAUUUGAGUUGCAUGGUAGGUUUUUCUGCCCUGAAUGUCAUGCUGUAAAAUACAUCAGUGGGUUAGGAUGAACCUUUGUUUUGUUUCAGCUCUUUCUCUUCCUUGACCUUCCCACCUGAAAGUACAGUGGUGGAAGAAACAGGUUUCUUUCAUUAUCUGACAGGAAAAUGUAGCCAUAAAAAUGUUUUGAGUAAAUCUACCUAUUUCACAGUAGCAUGCAUCACACAAUUCUGCAUCCUUUGGUUUCUCCUUGAAGUGAAAAUCAGAGGGGCUCAUUUUGUGCUGGUAUUGUGUUAUCUGAGGGGUACUGCUGUAUUCUCUCACAGGCACUGUGAGAGCAAAAUAUGUCUUGGGGCAUUCCAGUGAUAUUGGAUUGUAGAAUCACAGAAUCAUUUUGGUUGGAAAACAUCUUUAAGAUCAUCAACUAUCAACCAAGCACCACCAUGCCCACUAAAGUGUGUCUCAAAAUGCCAUGACUGUGGCUUUUUUUUUUUUUUAACACCUCCAGGGACAGUGACUCCACAACCUCCCUGGGCAGCCUAUUGCAAUGCCCAACCACUUUUUCAAGAAAUAAUUUGUUCUUAAUAUCCAACUUCAACCUUUCCAGGCACAGCUUGAGUCCAUUUCCUCUCAUGGUUAGUUACUUGGGCAGAGACCAACACCCACCUCACUACAACCUCCUUUCAGAGAGUUGCAGAGAACAAUAAGGACUCCCUUUAGCCUCCUCCAGAUUAAACAAUUCAACGUCCCUUAGCCAUUCCUCAUAAGAACUGUUCUCCAAAAUACAUGGUACAAUAUACAAUACAUGGUAUCUGAAUAGAUGAACAAUACUUGUAUAAACACUUUGGCAACUGUAGUUGGGCAACUGGAAAGUUCUUCUGGGAAUAUACCUAGCCUGGCUCAUAGUGACAUGUUUGGAAGAAAAUAGAUCUUCUUCCAGGCAAAAGAUGAUACGGUACUUAUUUGGUUAUGUCAGAUAGGAGAUUAAAAUCCAGUAUACCUCAGCUAUUUGUUUUUAGCAAGUUGCAGUCACAGGUAUGUAUGGCAGGGAAACAUCUUGCUGUUUCAGGUGAUAAAUGCCUUUCAUAAGAAGUUUUUAGAAAUCUACAUUUGGUUCCACACCAGUUCAUCACAAUGAAGAAAGAAGUGUUGCCAUCUAGCUUAACUUUACACGUAAGAGCUGGGAAGAAAUCCACUAAGUGCAGAUUAUAGUAUUUUCUGAAGCAGUUUCUGUGUCUGACUUAUAUAUAUAAAGAUUUGUUUCAUCAGAAGAUACUUCCUACCACAAUUGAGCUUUAUUAGCAAUCAGUUUAGUUUUUUUCCCUUCCCAAGCUACUCUUGUAGGGCUUUUUGUUUACUGUGAAAAGGGCUCUGUUUGCCGCAGUGUACAAAAUACAGCAAGUGCAAUUCGUGGCUUGUAUUCAGGGUGUCUGGUGUCAUUAGAAAACUCUUUAAAACAAUCUGCAAGGAAUAUCUGAAGCUAAAAAAGCAGCAAGUAGCCCAGAUUUGGAUCUUAGAGCAGAAUGUGCAAGAGCAUCUAAGACUUGGUGAUGGUUUAUUACUGACUGAUGUGAUGCGAGUGCCUCAGUCACUAGAAGGCUUUCUACAAUUCCCUCAUCUAAGGUGGACAACGAAGACCCACCAACAAAUGCAUCCCAUUUAUCUCUUCAGAGUGUUUUGAUAGUGUUGGAAGACAUCAUUCACGCUGCUUACAGCAUAUACUUUUUGGCUUGAAACUCAUACCUUGAAUCAAAUAACCAGUACUGUCAAGUGUUAGUGUUGGUACUUACCUGGGAAGACAGAAACUCUCUAAGAAGACCCAUGUGGAGUUUUCAUUGGCAGAGGUCUUUGGGAAUAAGCAGAGGUUUCUGAAAGUAGGACACCCAUGGUUAACCUGCAUUUUGAGUGCAGCUGGGUAGUUUAUGGCUUGGUCAGUGUUUCUUUACUGUUACUGAGCUCAAUGGAGAUUUUUGAAAUGAAGUCUCAGUUCUACUAACCAAUGUAAAAAGCAGAAGUGUAACUGCAUCUUUUAGAGCAAAGGAUGGCAUGAUAAACAAGGGAGCGAUAAACACAUUUUAUAGCCAAGCUGAAUUUGGCAGGCUUGGAAUUGGAGACAAGAUCUGAGCUACAGUAGUUCAAACUGAGAUUUGGGGAACUUGUGCUACACUAUAUACAAUGAAUUAACAACUUCAACAAUGUUAAAAAGUCAUAGUGGGAAAUGGGAAAGCUGACAAAUGCUCCCAAGCCUUACUUCUGUCAUCUGCUUUUACUUCUGGUCAUCAUGACUCUGCCUUAAGGGAGGUAGAAAUUUGAGUUCUGGAAUAGUACAUAAAAUGCUGUGACGUUUCCACACUGGAAUUGUUAACUGCUCUCUUACAACAUUGUAUCUGUAUUUGAAGUGUUGCUUUUGGGGAGACAACAGCAGUGACAUACUUGUGAGAAAUGCUGCAAGUCCAGGGCCAAAGAAGCACUUAGCCCCUGCCUUUCCCGAGAACAUUACUGAUGGAGCUCUUGUAGAUAAUCCUUGGUAUGUAUUUACAUACUUCAGUGCAGUGCAGAGUUUCUGGGUUCGUUAUGGUAAUACAGUUAAACAACAUUUCUGUGAAGAACUGAGCUCCUGAAACACCAACAAGCCAACAAGCCUGACAGUACAUUCUGUUCCUUUCUUGAACAUGAAGAGUUACUACUGAGACUCUGAUGGUAUCAGGAAUAGAGGGGCAGUAAGAACAGUGCAUGUAACUUCUCAGAAUCACCCAGCAAGCUAUGCAGCACUGGGACUACAUUAGAGGUUAUUUUGCCAUUUCUGUUUGCCUCGGUGUGACACCUACCACUAUGGAGAGGGACGUGAGAAAAAGAUGAUUGUCAAAGCAAAUCUUGAUAUUGCACUACUGGAACUUUUCAGCAUCUCACUGACUCUGUGAGUGAGGGGCCAGGAUCCACAUUGUCCUACUCAUGACUUAGGGACUUGUUGAGGCAUACCACUGGCAGUCUUGGGUUUGGACUAAAGGACUUGUUGAGGCAUACGUUUUUGGCAGUCUUGGGUAUGGUCAACAGUCUUUGGUUUGGACUAAAGGACUUGUUGAGGCAUACCUCUGGUAGUCUUGGGUUUGGACAACUGGCUGAAAGCUGAUUAACAUUUUAGUACUUUGAGUUUGGAUAUCAAGUACCAGGAAAUUAUUGCUUCCAAUGUUGCUACUGACCUAUGGCACUUGAAGUACCAUUUCUUGGUGCUGGUAGAUGGGAAUCUGGUCUUUCCCUAACACUUUAAAAUUUGUCAUCCUGUUUCUAAUUGUUUAACUUGGUCAAACUUCAACUGUAUGUUGAAGUCUGAAGCUUUUCAUCUUAAGCUUAAAGUCUCUUUGGGGAACUUUAGUCAAAAUAGUGCACGUUCAUUUGAACUCCGAGUUAGGCAAAAGACUCACAUCCUAUGUUCAAAUGCUCUCAAAGAUGUUUCUUUGAAGUCAUUUAGCACCCCAGUGCUUUGGGACAGGAACUCCAGUUUAGGUAAGGGAAAUGACCUCUGUGUAGAGAAUUCCUCCCAUGGUUGGUUUUUACCUCUGCCUUCUAUUCUGGUUUGGCCAAAUACAUUAAUGUUUGUAAUUAAUGGAUAGCAUGUGCUCUGUGGAAAUCAUUGUGGUGCGUGUGUAUCUUUAUUAUGUACCAAAUAAAAUCUGCAUUGGUUUUAUCUUCA